Pollicipes pollicipes is the source of this 510-nucleotide messenger RNA. RefSeq names its product dimethyladenosine transferase 2, mitochondrial-like. The transcript is spliced from 4 exons. NCBI's taxonomy places the organism in Eukaryota, Metazoa, Arthropoda, Thecostraca, Pollicipedomorpha, Pollicipedidae. The record is from RefSeq and is a predicted model, not a curated record. Gene Ontology annotation, molecular function: mitochondrial transcription factor activity; rRNA (adenine-N6,N6-)-dimethyltransferase activity. The coding region runs from base 1 to 510 and encodes 169 amino acids. Gene Ontology annotation, biological process: rRNA methylation; transcription initiation at mitochondrial promoter. Gene Ontology annotation, cellular component: mitochondrial matrix.
AUGUGGGGCGCGGCGACGCACGGCCAAGAGGCGCGGCUGCAGCAGGCACUGGAUGGCCUAAGCUGGCGCCCCUGGCACCAGGGGCCCUGCCUGCGCGUGGUGGGCGUGGCACACCGCAGCACGUUCUUCCGCUACCUGGUGCGCACGGUGGUGGAGCGAGAGCACCUGUUCCAGUUCGGCCGACCCGAACUGGUCGUGUAUGUGCCCAGCUCCGAGGUCGAGAGGCUGACCUCGUCCCCUGACAUGAGCGGCCGGGCGUACCGGCCGUACAGCAUCCUCAGCCAGAUUUUUUUCGACCUGGAGCUGCUGCGCCGGGUCCCGGCCAAACACUUCUACCCCUGGAUGAUGGCGCGCAAGCGGGUGUCCUUCACCGACAUGGACAUGGUGCUGAUCCGGUACACGCCCAAGGUGGACCCCGGCCUGCCGGACUCGGAGCUGCCCAACCUCGACUUCUUCAUCCGCCACUGCACCGUCUCGAAGAGGAGGCGUAUCGUCCCGCAGCUUGAGUGA